Molecule: messenger RNA, 2662 nt
Organism: Cuscuta epithymum
Lineage: Eukaryota; Viridiplantae; Streptophyta; Magnoliopsida; Solanales; Convolvulaceae
Source: the annotation of a GenBank genome assembly
UUUCUAUUGAGUCUGCAACUUUAGUUUUCAUGUGUAACUUAACUUCUUAAUCACUUUUUCUACUCUUGUCUAGAAACAAAAAUAUCAACAUACAUCAUCAUGUUUUGAUUUUUGAGUCAACAUGUUUAAUGAUCAUCGGUGAUGAUAUCAUUCGAUUUUAAAUACAAGUAGAUGCUUCAAAACUGAGUGUUGACAUAUGAUGGAAUUCACAAUUGGACAUUUAUCACAUAAUGGUUAUAAUAAAAGUCUUCAAUCUAUGUCAGAUCCUUCAUGUGAUUCUCCAUUACAUGUCCCCAAUUUUCCAGUAUCUCCAAGAAAUUAUCAAUGUAGCAACAAUGGAAGUUCCUUUAGUGUGAAGAGAACUUUGAAAGCUCAAACAGAUGGUUGCCCUAAGAAAGGUGAAAAUGGAGAAAAAGGAACGGAAGGAGAGCCACUUGAUAUUGAUAAUAACGGUGGUGUCCUAGAAGCAGAUGAUCUAAAUUACACCAACAAUGAGGACAAUGAGCAAUCCACGAUUGGCGCAAAAACAUCUGAAAAUUUUGAGGAGUAUAAGAAGAAGGUGACACUAAUCUUGGAGGAGUACUUUGAGAAUGAUGACAUAAGCUCAACCGCAAGCGAACUGAGAGAAUUGCGAAUGCCUGACUACAACUUCUAUUUCGUGAAGAAGCUUAUAUCCAUGGCAAUGGACAGGCAUGACAAGGAGAAGGAAAUGGCUGCUCUCUUGCUCUCCUCGCUCUAUGUUGAUCUAAUCGAACCCCAGCAAGUCUACAAAGGUUUCACCAAACUGCUAGAAUCGGCCGAUGAUCUAAUCGUGGAUAUCCCAGACGCGGUUGAUGUUCUCGCUCUGUUCAUAGCCCGAGCGGUGGUGGACGACAUUCUUCCGCCGGCUUUCUUGGCCAAGGUUGUCGCCUCCUUACAGCCUGGGAACGCUAAAGGAAUAGAGGUUAUCAACCAGGCGAAGAAGAGCUACUUAUCAGCUCCACUUCAUGCUGAAGUGAUUGAGAGGAGGUGGGGUGGGAGCAGGAAGAGAACCGUUGAUGAUCUUAAGGGGAAGAUAAACAAUUUGCUGAAGGAGUAUGUGGUGAGUGGAGACAAGAAAGAGGCUUUCAGGUGCAUUAAAGAUCUGAAUGUUCCUUACUUCCACCAUGAGAUUGUGAAGCGGGCAGUGAUCUUGAGCAUGGAAAGGGUGGCAGCAGAGAGCAGGGUUUUGGAGCUGCUGAAGACAGCAGCGGAGGAAGGGCUUAUCAAUUCAAGCCAAAUCACAAAAGGGUUUAGUCGGAUCAUUGACUCUAUUGAUGAUUUAUCUCUUGAUGUACCAAAUGCAAAGUCCAUACUCCAAAUGCUGAUAUCCAAGGCCGCUUCAGAGGGGUGGCUAUCUGCCUCCUCUCUGAAGUCAAUAUCAUCUGUUCAUCCUCCUCACUUUGGUAACUACCUUGCAUUCAAUUACUCAGUCUUAAAAGUCUUUUUGUUCAUCAAGGAAAGGGGACUAGAAAAACUAAGCUAAGGCUACUUUAGGGUACCCAAAAAUGCAUCAAUAUCAAUAAAGAAGGUACUCCAUAAUAUUUAUGCAUCUUUCCUAAUUUCCCCUAUAAUUUUCUAUAACUAUAUCCUUUAGAGAAGCAGAAUGUUGCAGCAAAGAGCAGCAUAGUGAAGCGUUUCAAGACGAAGGCAGAAUCCAUAAUUAAGGAAUACUUUCUGACCGGUGACAUUUUAGAAGUGAGUAGGUGUCUUGAAUCAGAGAUCAACAAUAACAGUUGCUGCCAGUUUUCUUCCGAGCUGAACGCCAUCUUCAUCAAGAAACUGGUGAGCCUAGCAAUGGACCGGAAGAAUCGAGAGAAGGAGAUGGCGUCUGUCCUGCUAUCCUCCCUAUGCUUCCCAACAGAGGACACGGUGAGCGGUUUCACAAUGCUGAUCGAGGCGGCGGAGGACACGGCCAUAGACAUCCCGGGGGCGGUGGAGGAUCUGGCGAUGUUCCUAGCCAGGGCGGUGGUGGACGAGGCUCUGACCCCACAACAUCUAGAGGAAUUAGGAGGAGGAACCCAGAACAAUAACAAUCACAAAGUGGUGGGUAUGGCGAAAUCACUGCUAAAGGCGAGGCUUUCCGGCGAGAGAAUCCUGCGGUGCUGGGGAGGAGGCGGGAAUGGGACGAACGGGUGGACGACGGAGGAGGUGAAGGACAAAAUGGCGAAAUUGCUGGAGGAAUUCGAGUGCGGCGGGGACUCGAGAGAGGCUUGCCGGUGCAUAAAGGAGCUGGGGAUGCCGUUCUUCCACCAUGAAGUGGUGAAGAAGGGGGUGGUGAAGAUGAUGGAGAAGAGGUCUGACGGCGGUGGCGAGAGGGUGUGGGGUUUGCUAAGAGAGUGUUUCGGGACGGGGCUGGUAACGAUGAAUCAGAUGAUGAAGGGGUUCGUGAGAGUUGGAGAGUCGUUGGAUGAUCUGGUUCUGGACGUGCCUGAUGCUCGAGACCAGUACCGGUGCUAUGUUGACCGGGCUAAGAUGGAAGGAUGGUUGGAACCCACCUUCAAUCCUGACUUUCGUGCCACUCCUGUUGGCUAUUAAAAAAAUAUUUAUGCACACUUUUUUGCAGACACCAACUUAUUUUUAUGCAACAUGAUAUGUUUGUGAGCAUACUAUUACAGGCAAAAGAAACAAAAUAGAUGUUCAC